This is a messenger RNA of Protomyces lactucae-debilis, 1580 nucleotides long. RefSeq names its product 60S ribosomal export protein nmd3. Gene Ontology annotation, biological process: ribosomal large subunit export from nucleus. Lineage: Eukaryota; Fungi; Ascomycota; Taphrinomycetes; Taphrinales; Protomycetaceae. The transcript has a single exon. Gene Ontology annotation, molecular function: ribosomal large subunit binding. The coding region runs from base 63 to 1580 and encodes 505 amino acids. Gene Ontology annotation, cellular component: nucleus; cytoplasm. The record is from RefSeq and is a predicted model, not a curated record.
GGCGACGAGCAAGAGAGCAAGAGAGCAAGAGACUACACGGCGAAUCUGAGAGACUGGCAGUGAUGGACGGGCAAGGAACCAUCCAGGGAUACUACAAUGCGGCGCCGACCGAGGCGACUAUCCUCUGUUGCUCAUGUGCAACGCCCAUCGCCCCAAACCCAGCGGCGAUGUGUAUGAACUGCAUCAAGAUGAACACAGACAUCACAGAGGGCAUCCCGAGAGAGGGCGUCAUCAACUUUUGCAGAGACUGUGAGCGUUAUCUCUUGCCGCCUAUGCAAUGGGUGCGUGCUCAGCCAGAGUCUCGCGAGCUCCUUGCUUUGUGCUUGAAGAAGAUUCGUGGCCUCAACAAGGUGCGUCUGAUUGAUGCCAAGUUUCGCUGGACAGAGCCGCAUUCACGGCGUAUCAAGGUCAUCUUGACCAUCCAAAAGGAGGCAUUCACAAGUACAAUCCUGCAGCAGACAUUCGAGGUGGAAUUCUCCGUGGGCUACCAGCAGUGUCCAGAGUGUGCAAAGACAUUCACUCAUCAUACGUGGAAGGCCUGUGUCCAGAUUCGCCAAAAGGUCUCUCACAAGCGUACAUUCUUGUACCUCGAGCAGCUCAUCCUUAAGCAUCACGCACAUAAGGAUGCCAUGUCCAUCAAGGAGGUCAAAGAUGGCCUCGAUUUCUACUUCUCCAACAAGAACCAAGCGCUCAAGAUGGUGGAGUUCCUUCACGCAGUCGUCCCAGUCAACAGCAGAACAUCAGAAGAGCUCGUCUCGGCCGACCGCAAGAAUGGAAUCGCGAACUUCAAGUUUACCUUUUCCGUCGAGCUCGUUCCUAUCUGUAAAGAUGAUUUGGUCUGUCUGCCCAAGGCAACAGCCAAGGCGCUCUCCAACAUCUCUCAGCUUGUCCUUGCUUACAAGGUGAGCAAUUCGGUACAUUUCAUCGACCCGCAGACACUACACACAGCCGAUAUGUCUACAGCAGCUUAUUGGCGUAAUCCUUUCAAGACUCUCGCUGAUGUCAAGGACAUGGUGGAAUUUACUGUGCUCGAUGUUGAAAUCACUGGUCAAGUUCAAGGAAAGUAUGCACUUGCCGAUAUUGAGGUCGUGCGUUCAAGUGGUACCGCGGACCAGACCUUCUUUGCGCGCUCGCAUCUUGGUGCUAUUCUGCAACCAGGUGACACGGUGAUGGGCUUCCACCUUGCAGUGACAAACUCGAAUGACACAAUCUUUGAUGAACUCCGAGCAGACGACAUUCCAGAUGUCAUUCUCGUAAGGAAGUCCUACCAAAACCGUCGCAAGAAGAGCAAAGCCCGCAACUGGAAACUCAAGACGCUGAGUAAAGCAGCUGAAGAGGAAGACCCCAAGAAAGGAAAGAAGCAAGACCAAAGCAAGUUUGAGCGUGAUUACGAGCAAUUCUUGCAAGAGCUGGAAGAGGAUGAAGAGCUCAGGCACACCGUCAACCUCUACAAGGACGAGCAAAAGAAGAUUGCAGAGUCCGACAGCGAGAUGGAAACGGAUGAUGAAGGUGAUGAACUGCCAGAAAUCGGCGUCGAUGAGCUCUUGGAUGAAAUGGAGGAGAUGAACAUCCGCGAUUAA